Vespula pensylvanica (western yellowjacket) is the source of this 1443-nucleotide messenger RNA. RefSeq names its product brain protein I3. The transcript is spliced from 3 exons. Lineage: Eukaryota; Metazoa; Arthropoda; Insecta; Hymenoptera; Vespidae. The record is from RefSeq and is a predicted model, not a curated record. Bases 218 to 571 code for a protein of 117 amino acids.
AGUACCAGACUGUCGAGAGAUUUUACUGUAGUUUCUUUCUUUUUUUGUCAAACGCGCUAUCUGUCAAGCAAUUAAAAAGAGAAACAUAUGUAUAUGUAAAGGAGUGUGAGAUCAGUCAUCCUGCAUUCGUAUGAUCGGUUAAUCGCACAAGAUUUAAUAUUGUAUUUAUACUAUUGGUCGUUGGAUACUAUCGCAAAUAAUUUUGUGUAUUUUGAUUAUGGAGAGAAAAUUACUUAAUUCUGCAGCUGAUAAACCACCUCCUUAUUCUUCUUCAACUGCGCCAACGGAAAAUGCUUCAUGGCAACCACCUCCUGGAUAUUAUCCUAGUACAGUGAUCACGUCGAAUCAGGACAAUCAUGUGCCAUCCUAUGGUGCUAUUCAAUCUACUACGAUUUUAGUACCAGAAAUUAUUCUUGUUGGAGGUUGUCCAGCAUGUAGAGUAGGGAUUAUGGAAGAUGAUUAUACAUGCUUGGGUCUACUAUGCGCCAUUUUAUUCUUUCCAAUUGGAAUAAUAUGUUGUCUUUUAUUAAAGACACGUCGUUGUUCUAAUUGUGGUGCAUAUUUUGGUUAACAAUUUAAUGUUUUAUAUAUAUAUACAUAUAAAUAUAUGUUAUUGUAUUAAAUAUUGUUUAGAAGAAGAACUUUAUGGUUCAUAACAAAGGUAGGCCUAAUAUUAUAGAUAUAUGUGUAGGUUCCUAUGACUUCUAAAGAUGUUUGCUGCAAUUAUUUUAUAGAAAGAAACAACAGUUUUUUAUUAAAAAUAAUGAUAAUAUAAUUAAUAAGAGAAAGAUGAUAACGUUAUAUAUGCCUUUGCAUUCCAAGAAAUAAUUUUGAUUAAUAUAAUGAGUUAUGCAAAUGUAAAGUAGUUUUGAUUGGAAAUCAUAUUUAAGUAGGAGAUAAAAAUAUAAAUUUUAUAUGAAAAGAGAAUAUCUAUCCGUAUACAAUUUUGUUGUUUUUAAUACUUUAGACAAAAUGUAAACUUUGCGCUACCACCUUGAAUCUCUAAAAUUCUUGUUAAGUGAUAGACAUUCAUUUAUAUGUAAUUAAUAUAUGCAAGUAUUCCAUGUUACUUUAUUAUGUAUAAAGUUUCUUUUUGAGCAUUUUGAAAAAAUCUGUAUUGAUAAUAAAAACUAUUAGAUAAUAUUAUUAUUAAUAUAGGGUUAUAACUUGGAAUAAAAAUUAAAUCGUUAUAUUUUUAAACUCACUUGUGAUACAAUAACAAUAGAGUUUAAUUAAUAACGUAACGUAUUAUGCGAGAACGAACGAUAAUUGUUUUGAUAGAUAUUUACCAAAGAUAAAUUUUAUUUUCGCAUUUUUAAAAAUUUAUUUUUGAUGAAAGAACAGAAUUUUGCAAGGCAUUUGUUACUUGAAUAUAGGGAUAAAGUAAAAUAAAAAAGGACAAAAAAAGAUGAGAAAAUAAAACCGAAUAGUAUUCGAAGUCAA